Molecule: messenger RNA, 1908 nt
Organism: Coffea arabica (coffee)
Lineage: Eukaryota; Viridiplantae; Streptophyta; Magnoliopsida; Gentianales; Rubiaceae
Source: RefSeq, a predicted model, not a curated record
AUGACAAAAAAUCAGGAUGAAGCGUUGAGGAGAGACGUGGUGGAGCUAGGAAGUGUGGUCAGGACUUUUUCCAACAAAAAUGAUGGAAUGGAACAGGCCAUCAGGACAAUGGAAUUCAGACAGGAUGCUACUGAAAAGCUGCUCAAAGGAUUGGAUCAGAAGUAUGAAGGGAUGAUGAAUAUGAUGGCUCAAUUAAUGGCCAAAGUUAGCGAUCGAGGAAAGGAGCUGGAAGGAAGUAGCAGCUCAAAGGGGGAGGAUAGGCCAAACGAGUCCAGGUUGGAUUUGCAGAAGGAAACAGUCAGUAAAAGAGAUAACAGAAUUAGUGGAAGACUGCCUAAAAUGGAUUUGCCAAUUUUCGAGGGGAAUAACCCCAGAGAGUGGAUCAGGAAGGCUGAUAAAUAUUUCAAAAUAUAUGAGAUAGAGGAGAACAUGAAAGCUGAGAUAGCUGAACUCUAUUUCAGGGACAGAGCUGAUAUCUGGUUCCAUGGGGUCUUCCAUGGGAGAGAGACCAUUUCCUGGACAGAGUUGUCUACUGCUAUGAGUAUCAGAUUUGGAGAGGGGAGUCCAGAGGAGGCCAUUGAAGAAUUCAACAAGUUGGUGCAGACUGGAUCCGUGGCUGACUACCUUGAAAAAUUUGAAAUGCUGAAAGCACUGGUAAUGCCAUCCUUACCUCACUUGUCUGAUUCAUAUUACAAAGCAUGCUUCAUGAGUGGUCUAAAAGAGGAGAUAGUUAAUAUGGUUAAAAUGUCUAAACCUGAAACCUUAGCUGUUGCUAUUGAAUUAGCAAAACUCCAAGAGAAAAACCUCAAAGCUAUUCAGAAAAUGCAGAAACCUGCCACUACCAACUUCAGCAACCAUAGACCUCCCACUAAAAUAACCCCAGCCCUCAGAUGGAACCAAAACCACCCAAAACACCCCAACCAGAACCAAGACCAGAAAACAUCCAACCAGAACCAAUUCAAAAAAAUAUCACCUACAGAAUUUAACCUGAGAAGGGAGAAGGGGCUAUGUUAUAAAUGUGCUGAACCAUAUACCAUGGGUCAUGUAUGCAAACAAUCACAUGUGCAUUUCCUAUUAGCUGAAGAGACUGAGACUAGGGAAGAGGCCAGAGAGCCAGAAGAGGAAGUUUACUGUGAUUGCAUUAAUGGGGAACUGUCAGAUGAACACAUAGAAGUAUCUGUUCAUGCUUUGGCUGGGGGAAAGUCACAGGACUAUGAAAUUAAAGGGGAUCUUAAACUGGGCACUCAGGGACCAAACCUGGUUGUCAAUGUAGCUAAUGGAGAGACGGUGGAUUCCAAGGGACUGGAUAAGCCCUUGCAGUGGGAAAUGCAGGGACACCAGUUCCAACAGGCCUUCAACACCUUAAGGUUGGGGGGCUGUGACAUGAUCCUUGGGGUAGACUGGUUGGCCAAACAUAGUCCUAUAGAGUUCAAUUUCAGAGAACUCAGCAUGAAAAUCCACCAGAGGAGUCAGGAAGUGGUGCUAAAAAGGGAGGGUGUCAUCACCAAACUGAAAGGGCUCAAUGGAGGAAGGUUGGCAAAAUGGUUGAGGAAACAGUCAUAUGGGGUGGUGGCUCAGCUGGUAGCAGUAGAAGAAGAGGGAAGUGCAACACAGCUGCCUGCUGAGAUCAGUCAGAUACUAGAGCAAUACAAGGAUGUCUUUGAGGAACCCAAGGGAAUGCCUCCAGUCAGGGGCCAUGAACACCAGAUCGACCUUAAGGAAGGAGCCAAGCCUUUUCAAGUAAGACCUUACAGGUGCCCCUACAUCCAGAAAACAGAAAUCGAGAGACUGGUAAGGGAGAUGCUAGAACUAGGCAUCAUACAGCCUAGCAGUAGCCCCUUUGCCUCACCAGUACUACUAGUUAAGAAGAAAGAUGGGACAUGGAGGUUCUGUGUCGAUUACAGAUAA